Peromyscus californicus insignis is the source of this 2610-nucleotide messenger RNA. It is a transcript of the gene Chka, whose product is annotated as choline kinase alpha. Gene Ontology annotation, cellular component: cytoplasm. The record is from RefSeq and is a predicted model, not a curated record. The transcript has 13 exons. Bases 317 to 1678 code for a protein of 453 amino acids. Gene Ontology annotation, molecular function: choline kinase activity; ethanolamine kinase activity. Lineage: Eukaryota; Metazoa; Chordata; Mammalia; Rodentia; Cricetidae. Gene Ontology annotation, biological process: CDP-choline pathway; phosphatidylethanolamine biosynthetic process.
CUCCGCGUGCGGCGCUGUAAAGGAGCGAGCGCCGCGGCCCACUACAGCAGUCGCCCGCCGUCAGCCUUCCGCGCUCGUCUCUCGCCACCGCUGCCCGCCAUCCAUUGCUGCCUCUCCCCGCCGUCGCCACCGUCGCCGCCGCCGCCGCCGCCGCCGCCUCCCCGCGCGCUCUCACAACCGCCGCCCGGCCAGCCAGCGAAGCCGGCGAGCCAUUUCCCGCGCCCGGCCCCCCCCCCCCAGGCGGGCAUCCAGUCGGACCCUGAGCGUCGCCCUCUCGCGCUGCGGCCGUCCGCGCCUUCUCGGCCGCCUGUCCGGCAUGAAAACCAAGUUCUGCACCGGGGGCGAGGCGGAGCCGUCGCCGCUCGGGCUGCUGCUGAGCUGUGGUGGCAACGCUGCCCCGGCGCCCGGCGUGGGGCAGCAGCGCGACGCCGCAGUCGAGCUGGAGCCCAAGCAGCUUGGUGGCCGGACCCAGCCUCUCGCGCUGCUCCCGCCGCCGUCGCCGCCGCUAGCGGACGAACAACCUGAGCCCCGGACGCGGCGCAGGGCCUACCUGUGGUGCAAGGAGUUCCUGCCCGGUGCCUGGCGGGGCCUUCGCGAGGACCAGUUCCACAUCAGUGUCAUCAGGGGCGGUCUCAGUAACAUGCUGUUCCAGUGUUCUUUGCCAGACUCCAUAGCCAGUGUUGGCGAUGAACCUCGGAAAGUACUCUUGCGAUUGUAUGGGGCGAUUUUAAAGAUGGUGUUUUUGAUAAAGCUGUGGAAUGGCAAGAGGUCCUGUAAUAAAGAGGGAUCCGAACAAGCUCAGAAUGAAAAUGAAUUUCAAGGGGCCGAGGCGAUGGUUCUGGAGAGUGUUAUGUUUGCCAUUCUUGCAGAGAGGUCACUUGGGCCAAAACUCUAUGGCAUCUUUCCCCAAGGCCGACUGGAGCAGUUUAUCCCGAGCCGACGAUUGGACACUGAAGAAUUAUGUUUACCAGAUAUUUCUGCAGAAAUAGCUGAGAAAAUGGCCACAUUUCAUGGAAUGAAAAUGCCAUUCAAUAAGGAGCCAAAAUGGCUUUUUGGAACAAUGGAAAAAUACCUGAACCAAGUGCUAAGACUUAAAUUCAGUGGGGAGGCCAGAAUGCAGCAACUGCACAAGUUCCUCGAUUACAACUUGCCUCUGGAGCUUGAGAACCUGAGGUCAUUGCUGCAGUAUACUAAAUCUCCAGUUGUAUUUUGUCAUAACGACUGUCAAGAAGGUAAUAUCUUAUUGUUGGAUGGCCAAGAGAAUUCUGAAAAGCAGAAGCUGAUGCUCAUUGACUUUGAAUACAGCAGUUACAAUUACAGGGGAUUUGACAUUGGAAAUCAUUUCUGUGAAUGGAUGUAUGAUUAUACCUAUGAAAAGUAUCCUUUCUUCAGAGCAAACAUUCAGAAGUAUCCUACCCGAAAACAACAGCUCCAUUUUAUUUCCAGUUACUUGACUGCAUUCCAGAAUGAUUUUGAAAGCCUCAGUAGUGAAGAGCAGUCCGCCACAAAAGAAGACAUGCUGGUUGAGGUCAACAGAUUUGCCCUUGCCUCCCAUUUCCUCUGGGGACUUUGGUCCAUUGUACAGGCCAAGAUUUCAUCCAUUGAAUUCGGGUACAUGGAAUAUGCCCAAGCCAGGUUCGAUGCCUAUUUUGACCAGAAGAAGAAACUUGGGGUGUGAAUGGGAUGACUCCACUCUUCACCACUGGACUGCAGGAGGCGGCUGCGCCAGGCCCUCGGUGGAGCUUUGUUGUGACCACUGCCCUGGGGCAGAAGGCCUGGACGUCUCACUACUGAGCACCGAUGUAUAUGAUACUACAGACUAUAUUAAAGUGGAGUAACAUUUCUCUCAUCUUUGUUUACGCUCUCACUAGGACUCUGAACCAUGAUUGGAAGCAGAAUUUAGGACAAUAGUGCAAUAGCUCAGAACCCACCUAACUGGAGGCCUUUGGCUGCAUGGCGACAGCUCUCAGCCAUAUGGCCCCAGCCGGACAGAGCAGCGCCAUUUGGGUACUUCAAGCACUGACUUAGGAUAUUAAUGUGCUGCAACACAUUUGUGACCAGGCUUUGUGGUGAUAGUGUGUUGGAGAUCCUUCUGAAGGGUGAGUGAGCAGACAUGCUGUGAAAUGGCGCAGCAGGACGAGCUGAGUCAUGGGGUCUGUGGAUGGGCAGACUUGCUGGAAAAGCAGGUACACUGAGCUACAGGUGUACAUCUGCAGAAAGUAGCUGUAGCCCUCCUGUGCCUGUGUACGCGUGACUACGUGGACCAGUGUCAAUGGCUGGCCGUGGUGUCUCCUAACUGGGGAGGAGCAGUGGAGCCAGCUUCCUCAGCCUUUCUUUCUUGCCUUCCCUCUGCCUGGCCUGGAACUUGGGCAUCUGCCCAGGACUCUCCAAAGCUGCUUCCCAUCCAGUGUCACUGGGAGACAGCAGCUGUAUGUGGGGUACAGGGGUGCAGGUGGACUAGAGCUGUGAAAUCCAUGUACAUUAAAUACCCAAUGGGAUAAACUUAGAAUUUUUUUUUUUUUUACUCUGAACUCUGAAUUGUUUUGUGCACAUAUUUCUGCUACCACCGAGACUGUAUUAUACAGAAAAAUAAACAACUUGAAACCAUCA